ACAUGAUUGCCUUGACAGAUGGAAGUCGAAUUCUUGGAUUAGGUGAUCUUGGAGUUCAAGGAAUUGGAAUACCCAUUGGAAAACUUGACGUGUAUGUUGUUGCUGCUGGUAUCAACCCCCAAAGAAUACUACCAGUCAUGCUAGAUGUUGGCACCAACAACCAAAAGCUACUUGAAGACCGCCUUUAUUUAGGACUUCGACAACCAAGGCUGGAAGGUGAAGAGUAUCUGUCAAUAGUUGAUGAAUUCAUGGAAGCGGUUCAUGCUCGAUGGCCCAAGGCCAUUGUGCAGUUUGAAGAUUUCCAAAUGAAGUGGGCUUUUGAAACUCUAGAACGAAAUAAGAAAAUAUUUUGCAUAUUUUAAUGAUGAUAUACAGG
Vicia villosa (hairy vetch) is the source of this 376-nucleotide messenger RNA. Its product is annotated as NAD-dependent malic enzyme 59 kDa isoform, mitochondrial-like. The transcript is spliced from 4 exons. Gene Ontology annotation, cellular component: mitochondrion. Lineage: Eukaryota; Viridiplantae; Streptophyta; Magnoliopsida; Fabales; Fabaceae. Gene Ontology annotation, biological process: malate metabolic process; pyruvate metabolic process. Bases 3 to 362 code for a protein of 119 amino acids. Gene Ontology annotation, molecular function: malate dehydrogenase (decarboxylating) (NAD+) activity. The record is from RefSeq and is a predicted model, not a curated record.